AACACUUUUCUUUAUACUCAAUUAACAACUAGCCAAUAGGAGUGUGAGGCUGUGGCCAGUUAACCUCUGUGUACACCCUGCCUAGCUAAUUAACAAACAAGCUGGUAGGCACGCGCCAGCAUGUAUAAAGCCCAGUCGUCAGAUGUGUGAGCCAUUAGUUCAAGGGAAAUCCUAGUGAACACAUCUAUGGGAGAUUAGUGUAUGUAGUUCAUGUCUAGUGCCAAAAGGAUACUAUCCUCGCCUGAUAACACUCAAGCUGGUAUACAUCUGUAUUUUAGGUUGUACUAUUCCAGUCAGCGCCAUUCUACAGGAAUUUACUACUAUAACAUCAUGUUGUCUACUAUACUGUUGUUGUUAUGUUCUGUUUAUUCUGUACAAGGUGUCAAGAUGUCUGCCUGCUUUAGUCAGGAGCAGAAGUCAUUAGAUAUAAAAUGCCGAGAUGGUUAUAUGGUGCGAAUUCUACACACCUUCUAUGGUUUUAGUCCCACUAAAAAAUGUUCCUUCCAUGAUGGAGACUGUACUCUACCAGAAUAUGAAAGUUAUCCUUGUGUAGGACGUCAGUCUUGCAGCAUUAAUCUACCGACAGGAACUUAUGGAAGUCUGGUGCCAUCUUGUGGACAAUACAGCAAUUACUUUCAAGUGGAAUAUGAAUGUGUUUCAGAUGCCCAGACUCAUGACCUUUGUCAAGUUUCAACAUUAACAGAUCAAAGUGGCUAUAUAUCUACACCUCGAUACCCUAACAACUUUCAUAACACCUUAUCAUGUUCUGUACGAAUACAGGCGGCACCCACCCAAAAGAUCCUUCUCUACAUCAUUGAUAUGGAAUUGGAGCCUAAAGGCAAGACUGACUGCUCUGAUCUGAUGUAUUUUAAUGAUGGAUAUCAUAGUAUUACUCUCUGUGGUCGCCGAUCAAACGAUACCUUUCAGUCACAUGGUGACUAUCUAUUAGUUGAAUUAAAGGCUACAUCAGGCAACAGUAAAGGAUUCUGGUUAUACUAUGAAGCUUUUCCCAAACUUCCAAAUUAUGUACCAACAACGGAAGAGCCAGGACAAGAUGACAACAUUUCACCAACAAUGGCUUCUAAUCAUCCAUAUUUUAACAAACCCCAGAAUAACAGAAAGCCAAUAACUUCAUCAUUUAUGUCUAAACUAACAGAGAGAAAUGAAGACAUCACCAGAGAUACAACAUCUACACCUAUACCCGUUUAUCACGAUUAUGUGAAAAAUGGUGGAAACAGCAAAACAUUGCCAUUUGCUGCUAUUGCUGGAAGUGUGAUUGGGACUUUAACACUAGUAUUGCUGGUAUUGUUAACACUACUAGCCAUAAAAUGGCUAAAAGAAAGGAGAUAUUUCCAGAACAAAGAAAGAUUUCUGGAAAUAAGAAACCCAGCCUUUAGAAGUAGUGGUGAUUUUAAUCAGUGUAAUAAUGACUAUAAUCCAUAUGGAAAUGAAUAUUGUUAUGCUGAAUGUUCUUAAGGGAAGAACACAAACAUUAUUUGUUGUUUUUAUUGUGAAUCAUUCUUCAAAGUGUCUAUAGGGCUUAUUGCAUUAGUAAGAAGUGUUAAUUGUGUGAUGACAUCAGUUUGAAAGACAAUGGUAAACAAAUCAGAUUACCGUCCAAUUAAAGAUGACAUAUUUUCUGUGAAUAUCUACCGAUGAUAAGUGCCAUAAUAUUAUUUAUUUGUAUAUAAAUGUUACUAGUCAUCUAAUCACAUCAGUGUAAAUAUAUCAUAAUUAUUUAUUUAUUAAUUAAUAUUUUCAAAUAUUGUAUAUUUAUAUCAUAACUGUCUCACCACACAUAUAAUCAAAAUCAGAUUUUAAUUAGUAUUUUCAAACACAUGAGCUAUGUGAAUUUAACAGAAAAUUUGAUUUUUAAAAAAAGAAAAAUGACAGCCUCUCUCUCUCAAUCCAAAUAGGCCAUUUUAUCCAAAUCAGACUUUCUUUGGUAAGAAAUUAUAAUCCUAAUUUUUGGCUUAUAUAAAGUUCUCAUUCCAACUUCACAUGAAAAGCGUCUCUUCGAACAUCCAAUAUAUACUAUUACAAGCAAAUUCGUCCGAUUCAAAAUUUAAAACAAAAAUUAUGGGAGACUGUCAUCCUAGACAAUAUUCUAGUCUAAACUAUAGGAAGCAAUAAAAAUGCUACAUCUUUAAAUAAUCAUGUCAAUAUAUAAAAUUCACCAGUAUAAAUGAUGUACCGGUAUUGAUGUAUUUCACUGUUAAUAUAUACAAUGAAAAAGUUCAAAAACAAAAAGUGCAAUACAGUGUUAACACUUCUAGUCAUCGACCUGAAUAAUCCUAGUCAUUAUUACAGGCAGCUUGUUGGGAGUUAUCUCUCUCUAAAUUUGGCGUGGAAUUACAGCAAAUUAAGCUCAAGGAAAUUAUUAGCCAAAAAAUUAACUGUGAUAUUGUCAUUCAUUCCUUGUUUUAUUUAUUAUUUUCACGUAUUUAUAUUAUACGAUGAAAAACAUGUACAUAUUCUUUAUUCAGGUAAUUUAUUGUAGAUUAGUGUAGCUUUUGAAAAUCUUACAUCACUAGCUUUUUGACAACAGAUGUUUGAUAGAACCUUUGUAAUGUAACACUCAUAAUCACUUACAUAUAUGUAAAUAGAUGUACAACUAAUAUUAUUAAUAAUUUAUAUAUUCCAAUAAACUGUCACGGACACAGAAAUCCAAUUUCAUUAUUUAUUAAAUGUAUAUAGAGUAUAUUUAGUCAUUAAAUUAUCCAGUAUUUAUUCAAAUUAACAAUGGUAAAGUACAUUUUUCUUGUAUUACAGUAAUUUUAUAUAUCUGUGAACUAGUAGUAAUACAGUGGCAUAUUUCAGCCUGGAAUAUUAAAAAUAUUAUUUAGAAUUAUAUCUUACAAAAACUUACUUCCUUCAAAAAGAAAUAAAAUUUAAUGUGUAAUAUUUACCUAAAAUAUCACUUGUGUUACAAAAAUAGGAAAUUAAAUCCUUCUCCAAAUUUUCAAUAUAUUUUGGAAUGAAUACUAUUUAAAGUUUUAUUCUAAAUAACAAUGAUAACAUUAAUAAUAGGUACUGGUAAUUGAUUCAGAUUUAUAACUCAUUUAUAUAAUUAUCCUCAAAAUAUAGUCAAUGAACAUUACAUAUAAUUCGCUUUCAUUUUCAUAAUCUGCUUUUAUUUUGUUUUUUUAAAUUGGUAUAUCUUAAACUUGUGGUUUAUUAUGUAUACCAUGUACAACUACAUGAAUUGUAUACAGUGUACAUCAUGUAUACUGAUUAUUUUAUGUAAGAUGAGUGCAUGUAAGUAAUGUUAAUAAUAAUAACAAUACUAAUAGAACUGUAUGUUUGCAAUUUCUGGUGUACAGGCAUAAUAAAAUAUCUAAAAAUAUAUUAAAGAUUUUUUAUUUCUUCAUCAAACUGGUCCCUUAUCUAUAGUGAAUCUUACUGGAUCGCUAUGAUGAGUGCCAUGCAUGACUACAGAAACAGCUUAUAUAUAGUGUUGUUUCCUUUCGUCAGUAUAUGCUGCCCCUAUGGAUAUAACCAAAACAAUAUCCUCAUUAUGGCUAUAUGUACAUUAGUUCUGUAAAUGUCAUAACUGGUCAAAUGUAAUACUUUUAGUAGAAUUUUUGCUCGAGAAAUAACAUAUUCGCAUAAUAUGUGAUAUGUACUUAAAAUACUUAAAUCAACUUAGUCUGUAAUUGACAGUUGACACAUAAAAAGGACUAUUUAUCAAAAACAUAUGUCACUCAUUUACCACCAGAAUUACACUUGAGUGGAAUUAUUCUAAUUGCAUCAUUUGGUUUAAAGUAACCAAUCAUAUCGUUAAUUGCACAGGUUCAGGGCCAUGAACAGGCUUUCUGUGCGUGAUCUGCAGGAGUCUUAUAAAAUAAAUCAUAGUAAAGUUUUAAGGCAGACUUGCAUUAGAUUCCAGAGAUCGAGGGUACAUCUGAGUUCCUAGACAGCCGAGAGGCUGGAUAGGGUGGAGAAGUGGUUUUAGCUAUAUAGUAUUGUAAUUUGUGCUAUGCUUGUAUACCUGUAUUCAGUUAUAUGCUAUAUAAAAUGUAGAAGUGAACUAUGCAUUAUUAUUCCUGGUAAGACAAACAUCUUAAGAAACUGGAAGAAGUAAAUACACAACGUGAAGCAGAAGUAAAGACAGCUAGAGACAAAUCCUAGACGAUCACAAGGCUACAGAAAUAUGUAGUAAGAAAAGAUGCAUGGGUCGUACGUAGGAUGUGGCGACCGGUUUGACAAUGUACGCUCUCCACGUCAGACAAAAGACCCAUGGUGCUACAUAUUCUAUUUGGUUGCCGUGACAGUUUCGACCUUUAGGGUAAGCAGAAAAUUUGGAAGAAGAUUAGAAGAAAAGAGAGUAAGCAUCACAUAUUUUCCACAUCUAACCAGUGACUGCAUAGCACUGCAUAGUCUUACAUAUUCUAAUUUGAUACCGUAAUGAAGUUUCGACCUUUGGGGUAAGAAGUCACUUUAGAAGAAGAAUACAUAUUGGAAGACGUUAAGAAGAAAAAAAUAUCUGUACAAUCCAGCAACAGAAAAAUUCUGUUGGAAAAAAAGAAAUCUGGUGAAGAUAUUCGAAAAUUUGGGUAAAUACAUUUUUUCUGGAAAAUUAGAUGUGUUAAAUUUGUUCAAAGACCAAAUAAUAUUAAUUUAAAGUUAAAAUCUGAUUAGAAACUAAGUAUUUAAAAUUUAACUGUAUAGAGAAUAAAUUAGAGUCAUUCAUAAGUUGAGAUUGAUAGGUUUAUUAAACAAUAUAAUAUCACUGGUUAGGUGUGUAUAUUAUCGGGUUAACAUGACCUGUAGUAAAUUUGAGUAAAAUUAAUGUUAAAGAGAAAGUUUAGGGAGUAGGUUAAAAAAAAAAUGUUUUGAUAUAACUAAGGAAUAAUAAGGAAACGGAAUAGGGAAUAAAGUAAGGAACUAAUGUUGUCUCCGGAUCGCAGUGGGAAGACGGCAGAUCUAAGGAUGAAGUUGUGAGUGAUUAACUCUAGUUUCCUAGUUGGCCGUACUUUCUACUGUGAUUCGUUAAUUUGUGUUUUUUGUUGUUUCGUAUACUAUAUAAUUUUAAGGCCCUUAGUCCAGGCCUUAGAGUUGUUGUAAUUUAACUUUUGAUUAAAAAAUUAGGUUAUGUUAAAAAUCCCAUAUGGUUAAUCUAGGGAUGUUGGUUAUAGUUUUCCAGGGAAAAAACUAAAAUUAUAGGCUCGUUGAAUUGUGAGAUUAUCGCAAAGUCAUUAAUACGAGUUUUAUAGGAGGUUAAAGUUAAGAAUACGACACUUUUUAGAAAAGUGUAGGUAUACGGUAAAUUUUGUCCGUAUAUAACUUUAUUUUUGCUUUAGAAACGUAAUAUUAACGUUUAAUAUAUACUGCUAAUUGCUUUAAGCUGUCGACAUGUACACGAGAUGAUUAGAAUGUGUAAUUUGACAUUAGGUCAGAUUAUUAUAAACAAUAGGUUCUAACACUGUGUUAAAUUUGGCCUGACGGGUUAAUAUACCGGUAUAUGACAUAGUAAACUGUAUGUGUAUAGACUAAUGUUCCUGUGGAUGAAAGUGCACUCAUUCACUUGGGACAUGGUUAUAAAUUAAAUGAAAUGGGGUUUUGCAUCAAACUGUAGGAUGGAAUGGAGCGUCAUUCAUAUACUGGCCAUAUUUGAUUGACAGUUCUAUUCUAGAUAAAUUAAAGUCUGGUAUUGUCAUAGGUGUGAGCUCAGCUUGUGUCAGUGUCAGUCUGAUAGGAAUGUUUAUAAAAAACGAAAUACAAAAUUGUAAAUGAUUAGGUCAAAAAGGUCACAUUACUGACUGAGAAAUAUAAAAUAAUAAUGGAGGAAUUAUAAAACACAAAUGGAAAUUCUAAAACAGAAAACGCAAUUAUAAAAUUACUGAUCGAGUUCAGGUCAAGAGGUUAAAGUAAGUUUGAAGAUUUAUAAUUAAAGAGACACAUCAAAGUUUAUUUAAUAAUUAAAUAAAAUUUAAUUUUAAUUAAGAGUAAGAUUUACAAAUACUUUUUCGAAAUAUUAAUGUUAGACUAAUAUCAAAAUAAAGAUUUAGGAAUAGUUAGUUCUUGGUCUAAUGGCAAUGACAUAUUUGAUUGACGGAUAAAAUUGUACAAACCAAUCAUACUUAGAAAAAAAAAAAAGACAGUUUCAACUUGACACUAUGGUAGCUGAAACAGACCAAUACAAAUCCAAGAAGAAGAAAUGGUUUACCAGUUUACCAAAUUGACAUUUCCUGAGACAGAAUUUAAAGUGAAACCUGAACUUUAUAAAUAAUUCGUGUUGUGUUAUAGUGUUUUGAAAUUAGGACACUUGAAGAUCUAAAAAAGACAAUUUGUGUUUUCUGUGUUUAGGCUUAGUGAAUUUUCAUAGGAUUUUACAGUGAUGAACUUUUUGGAGAACUUUUGCAUGCAACUUUUGAUUUUUGAUUAUGUGUGUUUGUGUUUUCACAGUUUUGUUAUAUAGUAUAGUAUCAUUGAUAUUUGCCUGUUGCAUGAAUAAUUAUAGGGUUUAGCACAUAGAAGUUUUUAAGAGUCUCCUACUGUUCAUUUAGCAUAAAUCUUGCAAGUGGGGGAGGUGAUAUAUGUUAGAUUUUCUAGAUUUCUGCUACAUUUAUGGAUAGUUAUAUAAUUCUACAGAUGUUGGUAUGGUUAUUGUAAAGGAUUCAAGGGAUCUUUUACCCAAUACCGAGCAAAAAGUCUUAAAGAAAGGGACGAAUGUAAUACUUUUAGUAGAAUUUUUGCUCGAGAAAUAACAUAUUCGCAUAAUAUGUGAUAUGUACUUAAAUACUUAAAUCAACUUAGUCUGUAAUUGACAGCUGACACAUAAAAAGGACUAUUUAUCGAAAACAUAUGUCACUCAUUUACCACCAGAAUUACACUUGAGUGGAAUUAUUCUAAUUGCAUCAUUUGGUUUAAAGUAACCAAUCAUAUCGUUAAUUGCACAGGUUCAGGGCCAUGAACAGGCUUUCUGUGCGUGAUCUGCAGGAGUCUUAUAAAAUAAAUCAUAGUAAAGUUUUAAGGCAGACUUGCAUUAGAUUCCAGAGAUCGAGGGUACAUCUGAGUUCCUAGACAGCCGAGAGGCUGGAUAGGGUGGAGAAGUGGUUUUAGCUAUAUAGUAUUGUAAUUUGUGCUAUGCUUGUAUACCUGUAUUCAGUUAUAUGCUAUAUAAAAUGUAGAAGCGAA
Molecule: messenger RNA, 7140 nt
Organism: Patella vulgata (common limpet)
Lineage: Eukaryota; Metazoa; Mollusca; Gastropoda; Patellidae
Product: mannan-binding lectin serine protease 2
Exons: 6
Coding region: 211-1476 (421 amino acids)
Source: RefSeq, a predicted model, not a curated record